AUGACAGUCCCUGAAUCAACAAAAGAGAGCCACACCGAUGUUCUCAUCGUCGGAGCUGGACCAGCAGGUCUCAUGCUGGCAAAUUGGCUAAGUCGCUUCAACAUCAAGACUCGCAUUGUCGACAAGCGUGGUACCAAGGUAUUCAGCGGCCAAGCUGAUGGCCUGCAAUGCCGCACCCUAGAGAUACUGGAUUCUUUCGACUUCGGCCACCGUGUCUGGCGCGAGUCAAAUCAUAUGCUAGAAAUUUGCCUCUGGAACCCUGAUGAAACCGGUACGAUUCGGCGGUCGGAUCGUAUUCCUGAUACUAUCCCAGGAAUUAGUCACUUCCAACAGGUAGUCCUGCAUCAGGGCCGUAUCGAAAGGUUCUUCCUCGAUUCUAUCAAAGAGCAUAGCGACAUUGUUGUCGAAAGGGGUGUGCUACCAACUUCCUUCCAAUUCGACCAAGCCAAAGCGGCCGACUUUGGGGACUACCCUAUCGCUGUGACGCUGCGUACCUUGUCUGACGAGGAAGCCACACCUCAGCAGCGGCUGCAGCAUCAGAAGACCGAAGAUGGCCAGCGAUCUACCAGCGACGGGCUGUUCCGAAGUAAUUUGGCUGCCGACGACACCGAUGAUCUGAUUCGCGCCGCAAAGAAUGGAGACCACUCCCGUCCGGUGGAAACGGUCAGGGCCAAGUUCAUGGUGGGAUGCGAUGGGGCGCACUCGUGGGUGCGGCGCCAGCUCGGCUUCAAACUAGAGGGGGACUCCACCGACUACAUCUGGGGUGUCUUGGACAUCGUCCCAAUCACUGAUUUUCCGGACGUUCGGCAGCGGUGUGCCAUCCACUCCGCCAAUUCUGGUAGCGUCAUGAUUAUACCGCGCGAGAACAAGCUCGUGCGACUCUACAUCCAGCUACAGUCCACCGAUGUCAAAGACGGGGCCAAGGUGGAUCGGUCACACAUCACCCCUGAGGUUAUUCUGAAAUCCGCGCAGCAAAUCAUGCAUCCUUAUAAGCUGGACUAUUCGUACUGCGAUUGGUGGACUGCAUAUCAAAUCGGCCAACGAGUGGGGGAUGCAUUCUCGCUGCAGGAGCGAGUCUUUCUGGCUGGAGAUGCGGUUCAUACCCAUUCGCCUAAAGCAGGACAGGGGAUGAACAUAAGCAUGCAAGAUACUUUCAAUCUUGGAUGGAAGAUCGCGCAUGUGGUGAAUGGGUACAGCAGCGGGUCAAUCCUCAAGACGUAUGAAUCCGAACGAAGGCAAGUCGCACAAGACCUUAUUGCGUUUGACCAUCGCUUUUCGAGACUAUUCUCUGGGCGUCCAGCCAAGGAUGUCAUGGACGAGGAGGGUGUCAGUAUGGAAGAGUUUAAGCGUGCAUUUGAGAAAGGGAACGAAUUUGCAAGCGGAAUCGCGGUCAACUACGGUGCCAGUGUCAUCGUUGCGAAAGAGAGUGAAGCAUCCGGGAAAGGCGAUGGGACCUAUGCGAAAAGCAAGCCGCAGCUAGCCAGAGGAAUCGACAUUGGCAAGCGUAUUCCUAGUUUUAAGGUACUCAAUCAGUCGGAUGCCCGCCCAUGGCAUCUCCAGGAACUGUUGAAGAGCAACGGACGCUGGCGAGUGAUUGUCUUUCCUGGCGAACUCACCACUCCCCGAAAUAUGGAGCGCAUGCAAGACCUCGGCGCGAAACUAGCAGGUCCAGACUCGUUUAUUCGUCGAUAUACACCAACGGGGCAACCGAUUGACAGCCUGAUCGAAGUUCUGACUGUCCAUGCUGGGCCACGAACAGCAGUCGAGCUCCUCGAUCUCCCGGAGGCAUUUCACCCGUACGACAAGGAAUCAGGCUGGGAUUAUUGGAAGGUGUUUGUCGAUGACCAGUCCUACCACGAGGGACACGGCCAUAUUUAUGUCAACUAUGGUAUCAACCCAGACCAUGGAGCCAGCAUGAUUAUUCGACCGGAUCAGUAUGUGAGUUGGGUCGGGGAGGUGGAUGACUAUGCCGAGAUGUCUCGAUUUUUUGACACAUUCAUGACACCCCAACUGGCUGGAGAGACUGGAAAUGGAGAACUGUCAUCUAUAUUGGCAGAGGUGAAGGUGGACUAG
Molecule: messenger RNA, 2073 nt
Organism: Aspergillus campestris IBT 28561
Lineage: Eukaryota; Fungi; Ascomycota; Eurotiomycetes; Eurotiales; Aspergillaceae
Product: putative FAD monooxygenase
Exons: 4
Coding region: 1-2073 (690 amino acids)
Molecular function (GO): FAD binding
Source: RefSeq, a predicted model, not a curated record